AUUUUAGCUCACUUCUUUUCCAAAAUUCUCCGGCGUUGGACGCGUGUCGAAAGAAGAAGUACAAAUUGCAAAUUUUCUUUCAAUUUUUUUCUCCAAUUUGUGUUCAAUAAAAAAAAUCAAUUAAUAAUGGAUCGAGGAAAUUACGGUGGUGGUGGUGGUGGUGGAGGUUAUAAUAAUUUUUCUGUUCCUCCGCCAAAUUUUCAACAACCUCCCAAAAAUGGAGGCGGUUAUAAUGAGCCGCCGCCAUCAUUUAAUAAACCCGCUCAAGGAGGUGGUGGAGGCCGUGGCGGUGGUGGUGGUUGGAACGAUCGCAGCGGAGGCGGCGGUGGUGGCGGAAGCGGCGGUUACGGAGCUGGAGGCGGCAACAAGGACGGCUACAAUAAAGGCGGCUACGGAGGUGGCGGUGGCGGUGGCGGCGGAGGAGGAGGUGGUGGUGACAUGGUAACCCAAGAGGAUACUAUUUUUAUAUCUGGAAUGGAUCCAAGUGCAACUGAAAUGGAAAUUGAAACAUUCUUUGGCGCCAUAGGUAUUAUCAAGAAAGACAAACGGACAAUGAAGCCAAAGAUUUGGCUCUACAAGCAUAAAGAAACCGGAGAAUCCAAAGGUGAAGCAACUGUGACAUAUGACGACACGAAUGCAGCCCAGUCGGCGAUUUCAUGGUUCGACGGACGCGACUUUAAUGGGUGCAUUAUAAAAGUUUCGCUUGCACAAAGACAAAAUAAUUGGAAUAAAUCUGGUGGAGGAGGUCGUGGAGGCGGCGGCGGCGGUUUUGGUGGUGGUCGCGGUGGCGGAUCUCGUGGAGGUGGUGGAUUCGGCGGUGGUGAUCGUGGUGGACGCGGCUUUGAUCGCGGUGGAAACGAUUUUGGAGGUGAUUCAGGUCGUGGAGGAGGUGGUCGCGGCGGAGACCAGGGUGGUCGAAUGGGUGGACGAGGAGGAGGUGGCGGUGGCGGUGGUGCAGCCGGCAUGCCACAAAGAGAUGGAGACUGGAAAUGCUCUAGUUGUAGUAAUACUAAUUUUGCUUGGAGAAACGAGUGCAAUAGAUGCAAGACACCCAAAGGAAACGAAGGAGGAGGUGGUGGAUCUGACAUGGGAGGCGGCGGCGGUGGUGGCGGUUACGGCGGCGACCGAGGUUACCAAAGCAGAGGAGGAGAUAGGAACGGUGGAGGUGGCGGAGGUGGAGGUUUUAACCGAUUCAGUGGUGGUUCCGGUGGUGGAGGUGGCGGCGGCGGUGGUAUGAGAGGCAACAACCGCGGCGACAGAAACAGUGGAGGUCCCAUGCGAAAUGAUGGCGGAAAUAGGUCAAGACCCUAUUAAACAAUCGGACUUACAUUUUUUUAUUUAAAUAAAUAAAUAAAUCAAUUUGCUUUUAAAAUAUUUUAAUGUAAUUUCGAUGAGAAGUUUAAUAAUAAUAAAAAUAAAAUAUUAAUUAUGUAGAUAAUAAUAA
Molecule: messenger RNA, 1444 nt
Organism: Episyrphus balteatus (marmalade hoverfly)
Lineage: Eukaryota; Metazoa; Arthropoda; Insecta; Diptera; Syrphidae
Gene: caz
Product: RNA-binding protein cabeza
Exons: 7
Coding region: 127-1314 (395 amino acids)
Biological process (GO): regulation of DNA-templated transcription
Cellular component (GO): nucleus
Molecular function (GO): RNA binding; transcription coregulator activity
Source: RefSeq, a predicted model, not a curated record